Molecule: messenger RNA, 1422 nt
Organism: Pistacia vera
Lineage: Eukaryota; Viridiplantae; Streptophyta; Magnoliopsida; Sapindales; Anacardiaceae
Product: glutamine synthetase cytosolic isozyme 1
Exons: 12
Coding region: 126-1193 (355 amino acids)
Cellular component (GO): cytoplasm
Molecular function (GO): glutamine synthetase activity
Source: RefSeq, a predicted model, not a curated record
CGGCACUAUAAGAAGGCAGGCAAAAUCCUCAUUCGUGCACCUCUCUACAGAACAAAUCAUUGCUACAGAGCGAGAGCAAAGAUAGUUCGAUUAUAUUAUUUUCAGCUGAGUUUUGUUGGUGAAAAAUGGCUCUCCUUACAGAUCUCAUCAACCUUAACCUUUCAGAAUCCACGGACAAGAUCAUCGCCGAGUACAUAUGGAUCGGCGGAUCGGGUAUGGAUUUGAGGAGCAAAGCAAGAACUCUUAAUGGACCUGUUAGUGAUCCUUCUAAGCUUCCCAAGUGGAACUAUGAUGGUUCUAGCACUGGUCAAGCUCCUGGUGAAGACAGUGAAGUGAUCCUUUACCCUCAAGCUAUUUUCAAGGAUCCCUUCAGAAGAGGCAACAAUAUUCUUGUUAUGUGUGAUGCUUACGAUCCUGCUGGAGUACCAAUUCCAACAAACAAGAGAUGUGCAGCAGCCAAGAUCUUCAGCCAUCCUGAUGUUCUUGCAGAAGAGCCUUGGUAUGGUAUUGAACAAGAAUACACCUUGCUCCAGAAAGAUGUUAAAUGGCCUCUUGGCUGGCCCGUUGGUGGCUACCCUGGACCUCAGGGACCAUACUACUGCGGUGUCGGUGCUGACAAAGCUUGGGGAAGGGACAUUGUUGAUUCCCAUUACAAGGCUUGUUUAUAUGCUGGAAUUAACAUUAGUGGUAUCAAUGGAGAAGUUAUGCCUGGUCAGUGGGAAUUUCAAGUAGGUCCUGCGGUCGGAAUCUCUGCUGCUGAUGAAUUGUGGGUAGCUCGCUAUAUUUUGGAGAGGAUUACAGAAAUUGCUGGCGUUGUCCUUACUUUUGAUCCCAAGCCUAUUCAGGGUGAUUGGAACGGUGCUGGUGCUCACACAAAUUACAGUACCAAGUCAAUGAGGAAGGAAGGAGGCUUUGAGGUUAUCAAGAAGGCAAUCGAAAAGCUUGGGAAGAAGCACAAAGAGCACAUUGCUGCUUAUGGUGAAGGCAAUGAGCGCCGUCUCACUGGUCGACACGAAACCGCUGAUAUCAACACAUUCAAAUGGGGUGUGGCAGACCGUGGUGCCUCCGUUCGUGUUGGCCGAGACACACAGAAAGAAGGAAAAGGUUAUUUUGAGGACAGGAGGCCUGCUUCUAACAUGGAUCCAUAUGUGGUCACUUCCAUGAUUGCGAAAACCACCAUUCUGUCGGAAUGAAUUCUCAGCAUUAGGGCUCAUGAGUCAUGAGUCAUAAAAGAAUUGUGUUUUACUAGGAUCCAUUCCAUCUGUUUCAUUUGUAGUAUAGCUAGUUGUGUUUCAGUGUCUGCCCUUGUAUUUGAGUUUGGCAAGGUGGGUUCAUUGCUUCCACCUCGCCUUGGUGUCAGAAUAAUUUAAACAUUUAUAUUAAUAACCAUAUGAAAGGGCUGAUUUCCAUUGUUCUAAAAAA